AUGUUUACAGAUUAUAUAGAAAGAACAUAUAACUUUAACAAGCUUUUAAUAUUUUGGAAACAAUUAGAAAAGAAUGAUAAAGACACUGCUUCUACACACGCAUCAUUAAAAGGCAAUGUAGAAAUAAACUUCUAUAUAAGAAAAGCAAUAGACGACCUAUAUUGUAAAUGUAAAAGCUAUUUUUAUUUUAUGCUAUCUUCCGAAUAUUGUACUGUUAAAAGUAGAAAUUUUAUAAUUGUACAGAAAAAAUUUUAUAAGAAAUUAAAUGUACAUCAUAUACUUUUUAAUAGUAAAGAUCUACCAUAUAAUUUUAUUAUUUUUAAUAAGAUAAUUGUAACAAAUGAAAGAAAUAUUAAUAACCUUAUCACUCAAUUUUAUGAUAACCUUACUACACAAUUUUAUGAUAACCUUACUACACAAUUUUAUGAUAACCUUACUACACAAUUUUAUGAUAACCUUACUACACAAUUUUAUGAACUGUAUAAUGUAGAUAAAAAUGCUUUUAAGUUUUAUUUUUCUAAUGAAAUUAAAAGUUACACUUUAAUUUUUAGGUUUACAAAAAUAAAUGGUGCAUCUAAAAAUUUAAAAGUUUUGACAGGCAUAUGUAAAAAUUUUGAUAUUUUUACAAAUGAUUUAAAAGUAUUGAUAAUUGUAUUGUUAAAUAAUUUAAAAAUCUUUACAAAUGAUUUAAAGUUACAGGAAAAAUGGAAUUUUUUUAAAAUUACUUACUAUAUGAUUAAUAUUGUACAAUGUUAUUUUAAGCUGGAUAAUAAAGAGCAUUUACAUGUAAACAGCUAUCAAAUGCUUUGUUUUAUUAUGAAAUAUAUGAUAAUUUAUAAGCUUGUCAAAAAUUCUACUCUUAAAUAUAUUCAUAAAGACCAGAAUUUAUGCAUUAAGAAUUGUUUUGAAUCUUAUAAUUUUUUUUAUAAAAAAUUAUAUUUUAGUCAAAGAAAAUUGCAUUUAGAGAAAGUAAAUGAUAAGCAUAAAAUAAAGAAGGAUAAAAAAGUAAAGAAUUCAAAAAACUCUUCUAAUUUUUUAUUAAGAAUAUUAGGAUGUAUUAAAUGCUAUAGAACAAAUUAUGACUGA
Vairimorpha ceranae is the source of this 1086-nucleotide messenger RNA. RefSeq lists its product as hypothetical. The record is from RefSeq and is a predicted model, not a curated record. NCBI's taxonomy places the organism in Eukaryota, Fungi, Microsporidia, Nosematidae. The coding region runs from base 1 to 1086 and encodes 361 amino acids. The transcript has a single exon.